Molecule: messenger RNA, 3011 nt
Organism: Brassica napus (rape)
Lineage: Eukaryota; Viridiplantae; Streptophyta; Magnoliopsida; Brassicales; Brassicaceae
Product: pumilio homolog 18-like
Exons: 1
Coding region: 233-1282 (349 amino acids)
Biological process (GO): post-transcriptional regulation of gene expression
Cellular component (GO): cytoplasm
Molecular function (GO): mRNA binding
Source: RefSeq, a predicted model, not a curated record
UAAAGGUGGAGGGAGAUGAGUGAAGUUUUUCGAAGUGAUAACAAUAUAACCUAACAUUAAAAAACGAAGUCAUAAUAAUGAUAAAAUCAGAUUCUAUUAAAAACGCCGCCAUUUAUAUGCAUUUACGUUCAUAUAAAUAGGCAUUAUCUCAACACUUUCUCAUUCUCUACAAUCACACAACCAAAACUCUUUAUCCUUCCAAGACACACAGAGUAAAGAGUUAACGUAUAUAAUGGCAAACGGCGGCGAUCUUACCGCCACAGGAGCAUCCAUCGAACAAGAGUCUCCGGUGGUUCCUCCUCCUCCACGUGAAAUCCCCACCGCCAAUAUCCCUCCUCCAAGAUUCACCGCACCAAACAGAGUCAAUCUUACUGAAGAGAAUCAAUCUUUACUCAACUCAAUUCGCUCCUCAGCCGCCUUAACUCCUCAAGAAAGGAACACGUUGUUCAACUUAAUGACUAGCAGCGAAGAAAACGGUGCGGCUCAGUUUAGAGAGGUGGUCUCAAGAAGCGAUCUUCGGAGGAUGGCCUCGUUGCUGACGUCAGAUCUCGAUCGUUUCUUGGAGAUGGCAAGAAACAAGAACGGCUCCAACCGCAUACAGGAGCUACUCGGAAAAACAGAUGAGGUGGACACCUUCUUCGUUAACGCUAUCUCGCGCCGCUUCUUACACAUCAUGGCCGACUUGCACGCUUCCCGCGUUGCGAUGCAAGGGAUGCGAGUUUUCAGCCAGGCGAAGAAAGCAGCAAUGUACGACUAUGUUCUCCACCACGCGGUUAACCUGGCGUGUGACCGAGGCGGCUACACGGUGCUGAAACAAAUCAUAAACGACUGGUGCGCCUUAGGCCACUUUUUCUACAGAGACCAGCUCUUGUACAUAGUCGCGCUAAACGCUCUCCGCUUAAGCUACGAUCCUCAUGGGAACUACGUGGUCCAACACGUGCUUCGACUCAAUGACUUGCGUUGCACGCAUAACGUUUCAGUUAACCUCAGUGGCCAUUGCUUUGGCCUCUCGUUUACGAAGUUGGGAAGCUACUUCGUGGGGAAGCUUUUGGAUACUGAGGAGGCGGGAGAAGUUGUGGUGGGAGAGUUUUUGUGGUGUUAUGGAGAGAGCUUGGUGCAGCUGGCAAGGAGUGAGUUCGGGAGUUUCGUGGUGUGGAAGGCACUGAGAGUGAUGCAGGAGAGGAAUGGGGAUUUGUUUUGGCGUUUGGUGAAUAAGCUCAUGCCCUUUAUUCAGCUCUUGCGUGGACACAGAAUUGGAACAUUCCUGGACUCGCUUUGUUAGCUUGGUCACAGUGUCUGCAGGUUCUAUUGCUACGAUAUAUGCUGAAAGUUGUUAGAUUCUAUGGUUUGCUUAAUAAACUCUUGUAAUGAGAUUUGUCACUAAUGAUUGUAAACCAUCUUCAUUCGAUUCAAUAUAACACAAAGUGAGUGCAAAUGGAUUAUUAGCAUUGCCUUAUGACCAUGAUCAUGAGGAAGAACCAAAAAGCUUGUUGGUGGAUUCAGUCAUUCACAAAUGUAUUGGAAGAACAAAAAAAAGAGAGAGGAAUUAAUUCAUUUCAAACAUAUCGAGGAAAAGACUGGACCAACAUAAGUAAAACCUGCAGGUUUGAAAAAUUUAAAUUAUCUUGACAAUUUUAAAAUUUGAACUAUUAUAUAAAUUACUAUUAUUGUUUUAAUUAACAAAUCUUAAUUGUAGUUAAUAUGGUGAAUGAGAUUACGUAUGAGCCUUUACAUGCUUACACUGAUGGAUUUUUUAAUAUAUUUUUCAUGUUCUACAACAUUUUCGUUAUAAGACUUUUAAUUAAAGUUAUUUACAGUCAAUGUUGAAAAUUUUACUUCCAAAAAUGAAUUUAUAAAUAAUAAGAGAAUUUCUACCAAUAAUAAAGAAACACACAAAGAAAUUCCCUAGAUGAUUUUAUCACUCAUUACAUGAUGAAGAAAUUGGAGUUGAAAAAAACAAUUUUCUAAGGAUAAUUUGAAGUAGCCGAAUUUGAAACUUGCUACUUUGGAAGCAAUCAAAUCUUUAGAAAGACUUAAUUUUUUUUAUAAAGGAGGAAAAUGUAUGAGUGAUUUGAAAAAAAAGGUAUACGUUAGCCUGCCAAAUCUCUUAAAGUUACUAGGUAGCCUCCUUGCUAGUUUCAAACAAAUCAGUAAUCUUAACUAAUCACUAAUCUUCUCCUUGUUAUUAUAAUUUACUUUAUUAAUUUAGCAAUAAUUAGAUAUGAUUGUGUUUGAUUGUUUUUAUUAGUUUCAAAUAUGUUAAGUUAUAUUUGAGAUUUCGUAAAUAGCGUACCUAAGCUAAUAAUAAGAGAUAUAUUUUAAUUAGUGCUGACAUAUUUGUAUUUUAACUAAAACUUAAACCUAUAAAACAAAUAUACAAUCUAAAUAUUAUCUUUAAGACAAUAUAUAGCCACAUAUAUACAAUCUACAUUAAUGAUACAAAAACUUCUCAAAGACAAAAAAACAGUUUUAUAAAAACAAUAUAAGUUAUAAAAUAUAUUAUAUUUUUUAUAAAAUUAAUUUAUGUGAGAUAUCACGCAUGCAUGUUCAUUACUUAGUAAUAUUAUAAUUAUGUUAAAAAGAAUAUUUGUUUACUCUUGCAAUUAUUUCUAUUUAUUUUUCAUGGUUUCAACAGUUUCACACAUCAUCUUGUUAUCUCAUAAUCCAAUUUAUCCUCAAAUUUGUUUUAUUAAACCUUUAUUUUUUAUAAUAAUCAAUCUAGUAGACGAGUUUAUUAACAAAAACUCAGUAGUGGUGCAUGCAUGUCUCCUAACAUGAAUUAUAAAGGUGGAGGGAGAUGAGUGAAGUUUUCAAAGUAGUAACAAUAUAACCUAACAUCAAAAACGAAAUCAUAAUGAUAAAAAUUAGAUUCUAUAAAAUGGAAAUCAAAGAAUACUCCAGCAACGUCGCCAUGUUGUAUUUACGUUCAUAUAAAUAGGCAUCAUCAUUCAUCACUCCACAUAUCUCAACACUUUCUCAUUCUCUCCAAUCACACAACCAAACCCCUUCAU